This is a messenger RNA of Branchiostoma belcheri (Belcher's lancelet), 2331 nucleotides long. Its product is annotated as homeobox protein EMX2-like. The record is from RefSeq and is a predicted model, not a curated record. NCBI's taxonomy places the organism in Eukaryota, Metazoa, Chordata, Leptocardii, Amphioxiformes, Branchiostomatidae. Gene Ontology annotation, biological process: neuron differentiation; brain development; regulation of DNA-templated transcription. The coding region runs from base 559 to 1503 and encodes 314 amino acids. The transcript has 3 exons. Gene Ontology annotation, molecular function: DNA binding; DNA-binding transcription factor activity, RNA polymerase II-specific.
AAGUCGAGUCAAGACGCCAUGACAGAUGACAGGCAGCCAUCUUUGUUCCAGUAACCAACCAGAAUCCAGGGCUCGUUCCCGGGUCAGCUCUCGUUUCCAGUGUGGCUACCGGGUAACUAGUAGCAGGGCAGACAUUGUUCGCGUCUUGGAUUGUCAUCGCAAGUAGUUGCUUUCAAUUCGUUAAUUUUCCAAGAGAAGCAGACUGUUGUUUCUGGAGAUGGAAUGAUCACACGUCGGCCUUUGACAACUUUGGAGCAAGGCGGAGUGUAAAACGGAUACUGGGAAGAUGGCACAUCUACUAAUGCCUGGAUACGAAGAAACGCGAUAAUCCACUAUCAUAGUGGAUUUUUGUUGCCAGAUUACUGCGGUGUUACACUUCAGCUUAGUAACUCUUACAUUGUGUCUAAAUUCUUUUCGACAUCCACGGAUUGUAUAUGGUUAUACUUUUCUACAACCAAAAGGACUUUCCAUAGUGCAGAGAUGGACCAGAACUGAUAGUUUUGUAUUCCAAACUUGAGUACCACCUGGUAUAAACCAGCCGAAACUGAACACGAAGCGAUGAUGCCUGUGCUAGUUCAACCAAAGCACCGGUUCUCUAUCGAGUCGUUGGUGGCCAAAGACGACCGCCCUACCCCGAAACAGGUUCACCAUAUGUCCGCGGCCGGCCCGGCCUGCUGCCCCGCCGAGUCGCUACCAGGUGGCGGCGUCUCGGCCUUCUCCGUCAACCCGGCCUACCGAUCUCCUCAUCCUAACAUCGUCCCCCAGCAGAACUGUCACCAGACAGACCCCAUGUCAUUCCACAGACUUCACGACAUCCAGGUUACGGCGGCGGCGACGGGGUUCCCUCCUCCCGGUGUACCGUCGGUCCCGGUCCCGACCUCACACUACCUCGCCGGGUACGGAGGCGGGCUGCCCGUAGGCAUGACUCCCGCCACGGCACCCCGGCACUCAGUCGUCCCGCCCGGCAUCUUACCGCAGCAUUCCAUGUCUCCGAUUCACCCUUGGGUCUUGCCUCACGGAUUCUUACCUCAGCACAGACUACAAGUUCCAGAAGGUACGCCCGGGUUCAUGUACCCGUUCCGUAAGCCUAAGCGGGUCCGCACCGCCUUCACUCCCACCCAGUUACUCCGCCUGGAGCACGCCUUCGAGAAGAACCACUACGUCGUCGGGCAGGAGAGAAAACAGCUGGCGCAACAACUCACACUCACAGAAACACAGGUUAAAGUCUGGUUUCAGAACAGAAGGACAAAGUACAAACGAGACCAGCAGGAAGACGAAGGUAGGAAGUCUCCGCCCCGGCUGAAGGGCGCGCACCACGUCAACCGGUGGCGGGAAGCCACCAAAGAAUUCGUGCAGUUUCAGUCGUCUGCGUCAUCCCCUUCUGAGCCGGAUUCUUCCAUGCAUGUCGCCGAGUUGAGGCCGUGUGAACUACAGACAUGUUCAAACUCUUUGAAAGGAACAAGACGUGAAAUAUCCGAGGAGAAGCCUUGCUUUCUGACAUGACUUUUUUUCUAAAGGCCACAAAGGAACAUGUCGUCUGUGUACCCCCCUUCUCAGUCGGAUUCUUCCAUAACCUAGUUGAAGCGCGCGCAAAGUGUUAAGACGUUUUCAAACUACUGGACAAUAGCAAUCUGUAAAGCUGUGAAGGAGCCUUGGUUUUCGGCAUGAUACAAUUUUUUUCUGAAGGUAGAAACGCAUGGAAAGACGAAAGGAAGAACGUGUGAGGACGAUUAUGUGCAGAAUUGUUGUCUAUAAAAAAUAGCGGUAUGGACCGGAGUAUAGAACAUACAUAUGGACGUAGUAAUUAUGAAUCAAGUUUGUUUCUUGGUCAUGGUAUGCUGUAAAAAGGGCUAUUGAGAUAUUGUUCGCAUGUCAUACUGUCGACUAGGAGGACGACUACACAAUUUAUGUUGAGCGAUAUAUAUUUUUUUUAAUCUCUAUGUUUUGUUCGAGCUAGAAAAAUUGUAAAAUAUUACGUUGACGUUGUUUUGUUAUCGCCCGUUAUUACUUUUAUUCACGCACUGACAAUCAAACACUGAUGGCCUUCAUUGGAGAAGCGAUGACAAUUUUGCCACCUUUCGUCCGUUGGGAAAAAAAUUAUGCGUUAUCACUGUCUAUCUUUCUACGUGCGUAUUGUCUACCAUGAAUUAUGUUACUGGUGGCAUGUAAAUGACAAAUGUAAAUACAUUUAUAUUCAGCUCAAGCAAUAGCGUUGAAAGUUGCAAUACGUCAUUGUCGUGAUGUCUAGAAUGUUCAGAUGGUUGUGGUGUCAACAGUGAUCGAUCGAUGGUUGAAAAUGGACCAAUGGGAAGCGUUUUUACAAAUUAAAUU